This is a messenger RNA of Macrosiphum euphorbiae (potato aphid), 309 nucleotides long. NCBI's taxonomy places the organism in Eukaryota, Metazoa, Arthropoda, Insecta, Hemiptera, Aphididae. The record is from the annotation of a GenBank genome assembly.
AUGGACAAUACUCCCAAAACCUACGGCCCAAAGGCUACGAUUUUCGCUACAACAGCGCAGAACUUUCUAUUAAUUGGAUUGGGCAUGGAAAUAGGAAUGCCCACAAUUGUUAUUCAACAAUUAUAUCGAAAUUCGGACAGUGAAUUCUCAUUAACAUUAACUGAAGUUUCGUGGUAUGGGAGUAUAUUGUUUAUAUUUCAUCCGACCGGAAGUUUUCUAUCGGGAUUCCUGCAAGAAAGAUAUGGAAGGAAACGGUGCAUGAUUCUCGCCAACGUCCCCAGUAUUUUCGGAUGGAUAUUGCUGUACUAA